Molecule: messenger RNA, 930 nt
Organism: Lottia gigantea (owl limpet)
Lineage: Eukaryota; Metazoa; Mollusca; Gastropoda; Lottiidae
Exons: 3
Coding region: 253-930 (225 amino acids)
Biological process (GO): sodium-independent organic anion transport; transmembrane transport
Cellular component (GO): membrane
Source: RefSeq, a predicted model, not a curated record
AAAGGUACAGUGAAGCUCGGUAUUGGAUUAUUUGUUUGGGAAACAUACGUACUUUGUUUAUUGUUGCAUCGAUGCUUGUAAACAACUCAGUUUUACCAGCUGAUGGAGUAAAUAUCAAGAAGUAAAUAUUCCAUUGCUCAUACAAGGCCAAACAAAGUGUGUUGGAUCACAAACCAGACUGUUGAACUCAACUAGUCCCCUAAUUUGUAAAUUAAUUUUGAUAUGCAGAAGUAAACGAGAAGGAGGGCCAAAAUGAUGGAAGGAUCAUCGGUUCCUAGCAACCAUGAGAUGGGAGAUGAUUCACCGGACAUGUCGUCAUUGAAGGAACCACAACCCAAACCACAGCGUUCGUUGUUAUUCAACGAUAUAAGAUUCUUCAUAUUCUGUUACUGUAUCUCCAAUUUAUUGUCUAACACUGUCAUUGUGUAUGUGGUUUCACAAAUUACCGCGCUUGAACGUGAAUUUCAUCUCUCCAGCUCACAAACAGGUUUCCUGGUAUCCAGCAUGGAUCUGGGUGUUUUUACUACCACCAUAGUUGUAGGAUAUUUCGCCAACAAAGUUCAUAUACCUAAAAUUUUAGCAAUAACCACAUUGGUAUUCGGUAUCACAGCCUUAGACAGUAGUCUACCUCAUUUUAUAUUCGGACCUGGUGAUGCUGACUAUUCUAAUGACAGUGUUAUUGAAGGGAAUCUCAGUCCGAUACGGGAACAUCUAUGUCAAGAUAGCAACGUAUCAGUCAGAGAGCAGUGUUCUGAAGCCGACCAUCAAGAUGUUCAAACAGAAGCUAUUGAAGGAACCAUAUCGUUUUGGAUGGUGGUUAUGGGAUGUAUAUUAAACGGAGUGGCUCUAUCUCCUCGAUAUCCUUUCUUCGUCACCUUUGUUGAAUCCAAUACUGAUAAAUCUAGGAGUGGGUUUUUCAUAGGUAAGUAA